ACGUAUCUGAAGUGAAAAAGAUGUAUCGGGACAUCCCGAGUGUGGCACCAGGGGUCUUUAAUAUUGAACCUUUUCACAAUUUUCUAAUAUUUUGAGAUACAGAAUUUGAGAUUUUUAUUAGUUCUCAGUUAUAAUUAUUAAAAUUAAAGAAUUAAACAUUUGAAUAUCAAUCUGUGUGCAAUGAAUGAAUCUAACAAGUUUCAUUUUUUGAAUUAAAUUACUGAAGUAAAUCAACUUUUUCAUGAUAUUCUGACUUUAUGCCCAGCACCUGUAGAAUAUAGUGAUGCACCAAUAUGAAAUUUUUGGGCCGAUGCCGAUAUCCAAUACUAAGAUCACUGUUAUGGCCGAUAACCGAUAUUUGCCGAUACCGAUAUACUGACAUUAAUGCUUCUAAAAUCUGCAGAUUUUGUAUAGAAUGAAAAUUAUUAAAGCUGAAUGUACGUUAUUAUGUAAACACAACACAUACAUUUACGGUUCUGAGAUGAUUUCAUUCGCUGUUCACAUGACUUAACAAUUACACAUCACCCCCCUCACCUUCUGAAACACGGAAACAAACGGAGAUGAGAUGGAAAAAAUAUUGGUUGUUAAUAUCUGCCCGGUUUUACUUAUCAAAAUGAUACCGAUAUAUUAAAAAAUUACUACAUCGGCCGAUACCGAUAUUGAUGCCGAUAUAUUGUCCAUCCCUAGUAGAAUAGAAUAGAAAUAUCCUUUCACAGUGGUAGAACUAGUAACACUGGAUUUGGAUGGUCUCUAAGAAACUUGAACAAGAAAAGUUCUGUAAGAGAAAUUUCAAAACCACCAGAGAUAAUUAUUAAGGCUGACGUAUCACAUGUGUGCAGAAAUGAUGUAAAAUCAUCUACCUAAAGCUCACUCUUAUAGUACUUGGGUAAUACUUGCCCUCUGAUGACACAUGGUUAUAUUUUUCUCUUCUACCUCCCACCUGAAUGUAUCUCAAAACUUAAGCAUAUGAAAAAAACUUUCAUAAUCCUAAACAUUAAAAAAAUAAAUUAAAUUGGGAUUCACUGACAUUUUGGGAUACACAGGGGUCGGUUGUACAUUAGAAAGUUAUUGAGAUCAAAACAGUGAAAUUGUUUUACAACCUUUUUGUCAUUUCAUUCAUCUUUUGCCAACCCUCACAGUUCAUUUUUAAGAGUUCCAGUAAUAGUAGUAGGUCUAAAUCAAGCAAAAGAAAAGUGCUGCAGUAAUCAAUUGGAUUAAGAUGACAGAAAAAGGAAUAAAGCCUAGCUGGUUGAGUGAACAGCCACCCAUCAAAACCAUCUCACAUCAGAUGAUGAAGCCAGAAUUAAUCUGCUAAUUAGGAAUUCAGAGCAUGACUUCCUUUCCCACAACAACAACAGCACAGAGUCCUGAUGUGAACCCCAAUCAAGAUUAGCAGUUAAAUGUUCAUGUUUGCAGACUCUAAAAUGAAACAUAAGUUAUGCUAAGCACAGUAAAUCAAUUCUAUGGCUGUAGUGAAUGUUCAGAGGGGUCACAGUGAAGCGUGUCAGGUCACAGGAGCACAGGAUUGAAAAUAUAACUGAAAAUCUUUGAUAUUUUGGGGUGUGCGGUUUGUGUAGUUUCUGUUAUUUUUGUUGAUCUAAGUAAAAACUUCAGGUCUCAAAAAAUCAGCUAUGUUCUGAAAUGAGUUUUAACCUUUACGUUUUCUGUUUUAAAUGGCUUUUAUAUGCAUAGCAACUCUACAACCCCCCAAGGUGCUUUACAACAAACACAUCCAGUCAUUCAACCACACAUUCACACACUGGUGAUAAUAAGCUGCAGUGUAGCCACAGCUGCCCUGGGGAGAGGUCGCUGAACACAGGUGCCACCGGCCCCUCUAACCACCACCAGCAGGCGACAUGGGUUAAGUGUUUGGCCCAAGGACACAACAACAGACUGAGCGGAACUCGAUCCCGCACCCCUCUGGUUGUGACUCCUCUACCAACCCUGUCCCCUUUUUGAGCCAAUACAUCAAAGUUUGACUCAAAGAGGGACAUCUGUUUGCAUAAUUUUAAAAUGUAAAAUAAUACAGGUUUAAUUUUGCCUGGUGUGUGCAAAACUCAUUUUGGUGAUCUUUGUGUUAUGACAUUGAUCAGAUGACAUUUUAGCCUCAUUGGAUCAUUUGUGUGCAAAACAUUAUAAUACAGAAAAUUCACCAAACUGGAUUUUAAUUAAAAACUCUACAAAUUUCAGCCAGAAAAAAAACACACUGUUUUUAUAAACAUCCAGAUAUAAUUAAGUUUUGUGGUUAAUGGUUGAUUUUCAUGUCUCACUGCUUAGUAGUUACAGGCAGAAGCUACAGGACUUUUAGGAAGAAAACUGUUCUUUUGAACUUAUGACUUGUGGGCCGAGCCUUUAACAGACCACUCCUGACUCCUCAGAGUAUAAAUCUGAGCAACUACCGUUGGAGAACACUGUCACCAUAGGUUUUGCAGAGAAAAGCUCCAUAAGGUAGUUAGACCUCUUUAUCAGAUUCUAAAUGGAGGUGAAAAACGAUUCAUUCCAAAGGGUGAAUCCAGAUCAUAUCAGUGAAGAUGAAACAACCCCUGGCUUGGACUUGGAGACGGCUCUGCAGGAAUGCACAGUUGCCCUCCAUCUUUUCUUGAACAACAGGUUUUCCGAUGCUCUGGCUAAGUUGGAGCCUUGGAAGAGCCACAGUAUGUAUCAUGCAAUGGGGUACAGCAGCAUCUUGUUAAUGCAGGCUGCUAUGACCUUUGACCCAAAGGACAUGGAUAAUGCCAUGAUGUCCCUUAGAGAAGCUCUGCACGUCUGCCAGAGAUUUCGAAGGAAAACCAGCAUAAUGGAGAGCUUGGCUAACCUGUGGUACGGACAGGCAGCUGAUAAUCUGACAGAAGAGGAGAUGCACGCAGAGCUUUGCUACGCGGAAGUUCUGAUGCAGAAAGCCGCUCUGACAUUUCUGGAUGAAAGCAUAAUCAGCUUCAUCAAAGCAGGGAUGGGAAUGAGGAGCAGUUAUCAGAUUUACAAGAACUGCCAGGACAUGGAAAAUGCCACGUGUAAUGAGGAAACACAGAGGAGUACACAUGUUCACUUUCAAGGUGGGGUCAACAUGGGCAUUGGAUCGUUCAACCUGAUAUUGUCCCUGCUUCCAUCCAGAGUCCUCAGACUGAUGGAGUUUCUUGGCUUCUCUGGAAACAGGGAUCUGGGUUUAUCGGAGCUGAGGGCUGGAGCAAUGAGCAACAGCCUUCGCUCCAUCCUCAGCACUCUGACCCUGCUGAUGUUUCAUCUCUACAUCACAGUGACACUCGGGACUGCUGAUGGAAACCUCUCUGAAGCUGAAUCUCUGCUAAAACCAUACGCUGAUAAAUACCCUAAUGGAGCCCUCAUGCUUUUCUACACUGCGAGGAUCGCUGUACUCAAAGGGAACUUCACAUUUGCUCAGGAGAAGUUCCUGGCAUGCAUUGCAACCCAGGAGGAGUGGCGUCAGAUUCACCACCUGUGCUACUGGGAGCUGAUGUGGGCCUACUCUUUCGAACAAAACUGGAUGGAGGCGUAUCGAUACGCCGACCGGCUCUGCAAGGAGAACAAUUGGUCCCAGGCUACCUAUGUGUUCCAGAAAGCUGCCAUCCUCAGCAUGCUUCCAGAGGAAGAAGUGACAAAACUGGGAGAAAAUGUGGUAGCUUUAUUCAGGCAGGUGGAGGGUCUCAGGAUAAGAAUUGCAGGAAAAUCAAUUCCAACAGAAAAGUUUGCUGCAAAAAAGGCCCAGAGAUACAUCGCUCCGAUCCCUGGGAAACUUGUCGUCCCUGCUUUGGAAAUGAUGUAUGUGUGGAACGGCUUCACUGUUGUCGGCAAAAGGCCUGAGCUGACUGAAAAUAUCUUAUCCACUCUAGAGAAGGCAGAAGAGCAGCUAAGAAACAAUCCAGCUCCAUCCGAGUACCAGCUGGAUGAUCAGUGUGUUGUGCAGCUGUUGAAGGGUUUGUGUCUAACACAGCUGGGACGCCUUGUCCAGGCAGAGAUCUGUUUCAAUUACGUCAUUUCCAGUGAGAAGAACAUCAAGGGUGACACCUACCUGGUGCCUUUCACCAUGUAUGAGUUGGGUUUAUUGCACAAGCAGAAAGGGGACGUCCGAACAGCCAUCACAGUUAUUGAAAAAGCCAAGAUGAACUACAGAGACUACAGCAUGGAGUCCAGGUUGCACUUCCGCAUCCAUGCAGCUCUCAACACCAUGGGCUCGUUUACAGCAAAACUUCCUCCAUCGCGAACACCAGCUUGAAGAAAAACUGAGAGAACACUCUCAACUCUCUGCAGCUGGUUUACAGAUCAGACCAUCAAGUUGAAAUCCUCAUCUGAAAUUUCUUUUAAAAUACUUGAAUGGGAAUUCAUUUGAGGAUCAAACCUGAGAGUAAUGCUAACAAAAAUAUAGGUUUUGUUAAUAUUUAUUUUUAUUUUAUUUAUUUUUUUUGCAUUUUAUGACCAAUAUUCUGUGUGGCUGUGGGUAAAGAAAAUGGAUGGAUGGGUUCCCUAUUCAUGGUUUAGGUUAUUCUCCCAGCGUUCUAGUUCAGUUGUCGUUAUGGUUUCUAAUUUAUUUUUGUUCUGUUCCCUAAGUCCAGUCCUAUGUUUGAUUUAGUCAUCUGUUAGUGUAUUCCUGCAGCAUUUAGUUCUAGUAUAGACUGAGGCAGUGUCCUCAUCACUGCCUCAGUCUAUUUAAACCCAGUUCAGGCCUCUGCUCAUUGCUGGUUCCUUGUGUUUGUGUGCUCGUGCUCCACAGUCUUUAAAUACAACUUUUGGACAUUUUAAAUCUACCUGGCUGCCUCCUGGAUUUCCUGCAUGUGGGUCUAUUUUAUGAGCAGAUUUUUAUCUUGAACCUAAAAUACUUGUAAGUGUGAAUAAAGGCACAUUUACCAACAAGUCCAGCUUAAAGUCUUAUUUUGAAAUUUACAAUUUAACUUGAAAUAAUUUACCUUCUAAUUAUAUAAUAGAUAACAAGUGGUGAUGUUGGCAAAGGACCAUAUUAUCCACCUUGUAAUCAGAAGGUUGCAGGUUUGUGUCCUACUCAGUCUGUGGCAGUCUAUGGGCAAGAUGCUUUGCCUUCUGGUGGUAGGGUUUUAUUUUUCAGCUUCAUUGAAAAAUCGCCACUAUGUGGCGCUAAAUUUCAAUUACCCAUUCUUUCCUAAGUGGUUUAACAGAGCCAAAGUGUAGUUAUAGCUUGUCGCCCGUGGAGGGCGACAUUUCACCUCCUCGCUCAUGUAAAGUGAAAUUAGAUAGAUGGAUAGGUAGAGACGUUAUUUGGUAUAUGUUUGCCAUAAAAAGUGUUAU
This is a messenger RNA of Nothobranchius furzeri (turquoise killifish), 5271 nucleotides long. RefSeq names its product tetratricopeptide repeat protein 39B. The record is from RefSeq and is a predicted model, not a curated record. Gene Ontology annotation, molecular function: protein binding. Lineage: Eukaryota; Metazoa; Chordata; Actinopteri; Cyprinodontiformes; Nothobranchiidae.